Messenger RNA from Sorex araneus (European shrew), 1430 nucleotides. Its product is annotated as histone H2A type 1-H. Gene Ontology annotation, molecular function: DNA binding; structural constituent of chromatin; protein heterodimerization activity. The record is from RefSeq and is a predicted model, not a curated record. Bases 273 to 659 code for a protein of 128 amino acids. Gene Ontology annotation, cellular component: nucleosome. The transcript has a single exon. Lineage: Eukaryota; Metazoa; Chordata; Mammalia; Eulipotyphla; Soricidae.
GCCCGCGCCGGCACCUCCUUAAGUACAAGCUGCUAUGCAAAUAAGGAGGGGACAGGACCUCUGCCGAUUGGUCGGUUUGCCUUGUGACGACACAAAAGCUCUCAUCCAAUCGAAACGCGCGGUCUACAAGACUCGCGUUUUCAUGGGCCCAAAUGAAAAUGAACUCUCGGCCAAUCGGACGGCUUCCUUUUCGCGCUCAGCGAGGCCUAUAAAAAGUUAGUGUCGCACGGCUCCUGCUCGUGGUUUUGAACACACUAAGCGCAGACUUCAGCAUGUCUGGACGUGGCAAGCAGGGCGGCAAGGCGCGCGCCAAGGCCAAGACCCGCUCGUCCCGGGCCGGCCUGCAGUUCCCCGUGGGCCGCGUGCACCGGCUGCUCCGCAAGGGCAACUACGCCGAGCGGGUGGGCGCCGGCGCCCCGGUGUACCUGGCGGCCGUGCUCGAGUACCUGACGGCCGAGAUCCUGGAGCUGGCGGGCAACGCGGCCCGCGACAACAAGAAGACGCGCAUCAUCCCGCGCCACCUGCAGCUGGCCAUCCGCAACGACGAGGAGCUCAACAAGCUGCUGGGCAAAGUCACCAUCGCGCAGGGCGGCGUCCUGCCCAACAUCCAGGCUGUGCUGCUGCCCAAGAAGACCGAGAGCCACCACAAGGCGAAGUAAUCUAAAUAUUUUUAGCCCAUACAAACGGCUCUUUUCAGAGCCACUUAAAUAAUCACAAAAAGGUGACACGAUUUUUCUAUAAGUUCUUUGUAACUUACUCGUUUCCAAGUGAAUGCUCCAGUAUUGCCUUGAACUUUGCGCUAAGGAUUUAAAUCUAAUAUAGAUAGCUGGCUGGUAUGACACAGAAGCCUUUGCAUUUCCUUACAUAUAGAGCUGGAGUACAGAUAUUAGGGUGCUUACUUCCUCUAUAGCUGACUACUUUUGAAUCUCUAACAUCAGACCAAGAGUUACUUUUUAAUCUCUAACAUCAGACCAAGAGUGAUUCCUGAGUGCAGAGCCAGGAGUGACCCCAAAAAAGCAAAAAGAAAAGAUGUUCCAGAAGGUCUGGCAUGGCAAGUAAAUUUUUCACAAUAGGGAAUCCCAUUUUGUGCUCGUUAUUAAAAUAAGGUGCUCUGGGACAUCCUUAAAUACAUAAUAGAACAUUCUCAGUCUGUUGAAGAUAUUUACAGCAAGAAAUACGCCCAAAACUUUAGUAACUGCCAGUAAGCACUAACUUUACUAUUUUUUUAAUGAUAAAUUAAACAGUGUAUUUUCCACAUGACUAAGCAUGUUUUUCUUAGCUGAAUACUACCAAGUCCUAAACUGCCAAGUAAAAUGUACAAAAAGUAGAACACUUAACCUAACAGCCGCAAUACCAUUAUCGCACAUGGACCAAGUGAUCACAAGGACAUCCUAACCCUCACCAAAGCUAAAAAAAAAAAAAAAAAACCU